Messenger RNA from Rubroshorea leprosula, 393 nucleotides. NCBI's taxonomy places the organism in Eukaryota, Viridiplantae, Streptophyta, Magnoliopsida, Malvales, Dipterocarpaceae. The record is from the annotation of a GenBank genome assembly.
CUUAUUAUUUGGAUGAAUCGCUACUAAGGAUCAACGUUCCCAACCUUACGAAGUGUAGCAUCAGCAUCUCUGUUCCUGUGAAUCAGAUGGCUUUUGAAGAGCUGUCAAGCAGAAAUGAGGCUCUGGAUGUUGCUCUGAAUGAAGGGUUUGAUGUACAGUAUACCUCAGUCAUCCUGAACUGUUCUGCCUGCCAAAAUUCAGGUGGGAGAUGUGGAUCAAACAUUACAUCGCUUGAGUUCUUAUGCCCCUGCCCUGACCAACUUUACCCUCGAAUGUGUCUCAAACCUGAUGCUAUUUCUUGGCAGUUUCAUCCUUCAUAGUCAUAGAGGUAGGUCAGACUUCUAAAUCAAAAAAUUUUCUUUCUUCCUCUGACAAGAAAGAUAAUUGUACAUU